GCAGCGAGGUUAGGAUGAGCACAGAGCAUCUUGCCUAUGGCGGGCGCUGUGGAUGACGAGGGAGAAGAAGAAGAAGAGGAAGGAGAAGAAGAGGAAGUUGAAGAAGAAGAAGAAGAAGAACAGGAGGAGGAAGGAGAAGAAGAAGCGAAAGACAACCAUCGACACCCUGACAUUGACAAUGUCACCGACAGGCGGAGAUGCUGUCCCCGCUCGAUCAUGCCCAUUGCGGGAUCUCCGCAGGGGACGCCCGAGCCUCGUCAAAGCGUCGAUCGAUCUCCAUGUGUAGCGCGGGGGUUGUUGGGCGUUUCACCGCACAACGGUGAUCCGGAGGUCCGGUUAGGGAAAAGGCGCCGCGGUACCGUUUCGCAUGCGAUUGGCAGCGUCGUUGGCCCGGGCGUGACACCCAUUUCGCCUUUCGCUGGUGUGUUGGGGGCUUCUCCGCCGGGUGUGGCCGGGGUUCGUGACGCGGCCGCGUAUGGAGGUGUGUAUGGUGGUCCGUUGCUGCCAUCCCCACUACUGCCUAGACGGCUGGACUAUGCGGCCACGAUUCCUUUAGCACCUGUAUGGUCACAUGCGGUGGCCCCGCCAUGUCCCGCUGGAGGCGGUUCUCUUUCAGGAGAUCGCAGCGACGCUUGGCGUUGUCCAACCGUUUCACGUCCACGAGUCGUCGGCGCGGCGGCGGGUUCGUUUGCGGUGCCGCCACAGGCUCCCUUUGUCGCUCCAGAGUCCACACCUCCUGUUGACGAUGUGGAUAGCUCUGCGGCAGUCGUUGGCACACCGUGUUCGCGCGGCAACAACAUCAUGCGUGUGUGUGUGCGGGACGUGUGUCAGAGACGGUUGUACGCUCUCCGCGACGCUAUGGCCGGUGUGGGUGACCAUCGCGGACCGGUCAGCGACGUUUUUGAUCGACUGCUCCACCGGUCCUUGCCAGCCAUCAGUGCGGAGUUUGGUGUCGAGGUAGCAGAUGUGAUUUCUUCUUUGUUGCCAUCUCGGGUGUGCGGUCGAGAUUUCACGUUGCGUUAUAUGCCAGGCGAUUCCGGUGUUGACUACGGUCAGGGGGGUUCGCAGGGUUCAGCGAGCGGAGGGUUGGGGGAGUCUCAUGACGGAUCGAAGAACUCGUUCCCGUCAUCGCGUCGCACAUCGCAGUGCAGUGACAGAGGGCGCGGCAGACCCCGCAGCGCGGGUCGCUGCACACCGACACCUGCCCGGCCGCAGACGUGGUGGGAUAGUUGGGAAGGUGUUGACCAGUGCGGUCCUGGGCCUGAAAUUGACCGUGCCAGUGUUGAGGAGGCGAUGGUGUUGUGGAGUGGACCGACGACGCCGGAUGUUGUGUUUCUGGAGUCGGUCAAGCUUCUUCAAUUGCUGGCCAUGUUUCAUCUAUAUUGCCCGUGGCACAAGGGCUCGUGCCGUGUGUCUGUGGAGUCUGUCUCCUAUCCUGCGCAACUCUGUAAGCUGACCUUCGUAUGCGACAAGAAAUGCAAAUGGAUGUGGCACACGACACUCGUGACCAUGAACGUCUAUCAGUCGCGACUGAUGCAGCAGCUCUUUCAUGCGACUGUCACUGCCGACCUUACGUUCACGCUCCUCGACAACUUUUGUGUUGGUUUAGGGAUGUGCUCGCAUUGCAUUGUCACCGCGAUGGAGUACGAGACUCGGCUUGUUGUAGGUGUUCACACUCUCCGUUCGAAGAUUGAAGGCAAGGCAUCAAAUGCGCUUGAGGUGCUAGCCGUCGUGCAACUUUUGCGAGGGCUGAUGGAGAAGGGGUUGAAGAUCCGGUGCGUUGUCUCGGAUGAUUGUGCCGCGCUGGGACCGCAGUUGCGAGCUAUGAACAUCGAGUGGCAGAAGGAUUGCCACCACAAAAUAAAAAACAUUCGCAAGCACUUCCACAGUAUGCUGCAACUAAAGGAAGCGAAGAAAGUGAGCAACCCGCACGAGUGUGUGUCAGAGGCGCAGUUUAUGCAGUUCACGAAGAAGCAGCUAAAGGAGGCGUUGAAGCAGCGUUUCGGACCUGACGUCCUCACACCUGCUGAGGAGCGGAUGAAGAAAUCGGAUUUCGUCGCUGUCAUCAUGCGAAAUAUGUACCCCUACGGGUCGAGGUCGAACGCUCGAGCGUUGGAGACUGAUCCAGACGGCAUGACAGAGUAUCAUGUGCAUGAUGUUGGGAUGUGGUUCCUCCGCGCUUGCCAGCUAUGCAGCGAGGAGGGCGGAAACGCGGACAGUCUACACCGCGACAUCAUGUUCGUCGCCGAUCAUUGGGCUGGUGAUCAUUCGGGAUGUGUCGACGGUAGGGAGGUUCUGUGCGAGAAGGCCGGUGGGCGUGCACGAGUGCCUUUGUAUAGCCGCACGGAUACGGUCUACGAGCUCGUUUUGCGUGUUUUCGAUAAACAACGCAGCACUAACAUCACACCGUACUACGUCGAGUGGAGACUUUUCAGGCACCAUCAUCAUCUAUGCGAAGAAGUCGGUGCAUUUCGAGAAGUCUUACUGUGCACGUUUGUCGAUCGCAGUGAUUCGGUGGAACAGUCACUGUAGGCGCGACCCGAUCGAGUAUGUUGCUCGCAUUGUUGCGGGCACUUCCAUACAUGCGAGACCAGGCUUCCGUCG
This is a messenger RNA of Chara braunii, 2604 nucleotides long. The record is from the annotation of a GenBank genome assembly. Lineage: Eukaryota; Viridiplantae; Streptophyta; Charophyceae; Charales; Characeae.